UACAACAGAUUCCAGAGCGCGAGCAGCACUGCUCUAAAGAUCUCAUUAUCUCUGUGUCGCAUGAUGCUUUCUCACUCGGACUUGUCACGGUCACAAAAAACGGAUUAACGGACAUUUAGAUCUUUGUCAAGAGACCUGGAUUUAAAAGUAUCACUUUUGGAUUACUUUGCACAGGCGGCGUUUUCCUGGCGUCAGUCUCUGUUUGAUAAAGCAGGAGAGGGGCAGAAAGAAGGAAUAAGUGCCAUGGUUUUUGGCUUUUAAUUGUAAGUGUGCCAAAAAGCCUUGAGGUCAGCGCGCACACCUGUAUCUCUCUCUUUGGACCGAGUUGGAUCUUUAUUGUACAGCAUGAAGCGAAUCUUCCCUUCACUGCCGCUCUGUCUCCUCACAUUCCUGCUCCUGUCACAGCAGUGCACGGGAAUCAGAUGGCUGGCACUAUCGCAGAGCACACAACACAUCAACAAGACCCAACACUGCAAGACGUUGCCAGGGCUCGUCUCCUCUCAGGCGCAACUCUGUAGGAGCAACCUGGAAAUCAUGCAGACCAUCAUCCAGGCAGCACGGGAGGUUAAGAAGGUCUGCCAAAAGACAUUUGGAGACAUGCGCUGGAAUUGUUCAUCUAUUGAUGUUCCAAAAUACCUCCCAGACCUGGAACGAGGAACGAGGGAAUCUGCAUUUGUAUAUGCGCUCUCUGCAGCAGCUAUAAGCCACACUAUCGCAAGGGCUUGCACAUCUGGGGACCUGAGGUUGUGCACCUGUGGUCCAAUUCCGGGUGAAAUACCCGAGCCAGGGUACAGGUGGGGCGGCUGUGCUGAUAACCUUCACUAUGGUCUGAUGAUGGGUUCCAAGUUUUCCGAUGCCCCCAUGAAGAUGAAAAAGAAAUCAGGCUCGAAUGCCAACAAGUUGAUGCAUCUCCACAACAGCGAAGUGGGCAGACAGGCUUUGCGAGAUGCUCUGGUCAUGAAGUGCAAGUGCCACGGUGUUUCUGGUUCUUGCUCCAUUCGGACCUGUUGGAGAGGCUUACAGGACCUGAAGGACAUCGCGAUGGACCUGAAGACCAAGUACUUGUCAGCCACUAAGGUGGUCCAUCGACCCAUGGGCACACGCAAGCAACUCGUCCCCAAAGACAUUGACAUCCGGCCAGUACGCGAGAACGAGCUGGUUUAUCUGCAGAGUUCACCUGACUUCUGUAUGAAGAAUGAUAAGAUGGGAUCUUUUGGAACUCAGGACAGGCAGUGCAAUAAGACCUCCAUCGGCAGUGAUAGCUGUGAUCUGAUGUGCUGUGGCAGAGGCUACAACCCCUACACAGAGAGAGUCGUGGAACGCUGCCAUUGCAAAUACCAUUGGUGCUGCUAUGUCACAUGCAAGAAGUGCGAGAGGACUGUUGAGAGAUAUGUGUGCAAAUGAGUCGGUUCUCCAUCUCUGCAGUCAUGGCCAAGACCUAGAGAUCCACAGUUACUUUGUGCCUAUUCUAAAUUAAUCUAAGCUUCAACUGAAACGAUCUAGAGUCAACUCAUAUGGAGAUCUGGAAUUCUCUCUACUCACUUUAACUUGUCUUUAACAAGCUGAAAAUUCCCAGACUUGAGUGUGUUCUAGAUUUAUUCAGUCUGGGUGUGGAGCAUAACUUUUUCCACCUGACUUCCUUGGCCACAGAUAACCACAGCACUAUGUUACCAACAAGGCUUACUUUUGUCUUACGCAUUUCCAGCUUGUAUAAUUCUGAGGAGAAAUGGUUUAUUUUUGGCUUCAUGAACAUUUAUAAAGAUCAACUCUGGACUUUAUGUUUCACAGCAAAAAUGAACACAACUUUCAUGAAAGUGCCCAGUUAUUGAUUGCACCGUCCUCGAUUUUCUUUUAACAUGAAAACAUAUGCUCCUUUAUCUGGAUCUUAAAGUCUAUUUUCUUACACAGUACCUGGGUCUUAAAGGUACAUUUUCCCUGUUUUGGCAAGGAAUUGAUUUUCAUCACUCUUCUUAGAACUAUACUUUGGGAUCGGUCAAAGUUCCAGAGGAUACCACAUUCCAAGUUCUGAGUGAUUCAGACCUCAAUCUAAGAUAGUACUCAUCUUCUACAAGUCAAGACUGUUUAAUAGACUGAAAAGAUAAAGAAAGUGCUGAACGUGCAAAGGGAAUUUCAAAUACAGCUCUUGGAUGAGGAACUGUGAGAUGGUUUCCAUCUCUUGGUACUUAUACUUCAGUUCUAAGCCUUAAGAGGGAGAAUAUCUGCAUUUAUUCCACAUAUAUCUGCAAGGACUAUUGGAUUAUAUGUGUUGUGCCUUGUUACAUUUUUACACAAUGUAAGAAAAAAAAACUAAAUGCAGGCAUUCAAAUGCCAAAACCUCUCUGAGCAUGUGAACAGAGUAUGUUGGUCCCCCAUUAUGCAGUGAACCACUUAUCUGUGGAUGUACAUACUGACAUUUUUGUAUCCUGAAUUAAAAAAGAAAUAUUUAUGAACUAAUUAAAAAUCUUUACCAUUUAAA
Molecule: messenger RNA, 2476 nt
Organism: Xyrauchen texanus (razorback sucker)
Lineage: Eukaryota; Metazoa; Chordata; Actinopteri; Cypriniformes; Catostomidae
Product: protein Wnt-11-like
Exons: 6
Coding region: 346-1404 (352 amino acids)
Biological process (GO): canonical Wnt signaling pathway; multicellular organism development; neuron differentiation
Cellular component (GO): extracellular region
Molecular function (GO): cytokine activity; frizzled binding
Source: RefSeq, a predicted model, not a curated record